UCCUUGUCUCCUCUUCGUCUGGUCUUUGUGUCGCAUACGCUCUGUGGGACUGCUAUUUACUCGACAAAGUCGAAGUCCUAGUCAGUGUUCGUGAUAGGACAUCAAACUGUCCUUGCUCUGAUCUUCCUUCGACUCUCACAAAACGUCAUGUCGACGACUGGCACAGUACGAAACGACCGAGAUGGCUUACCGUGGUUCAGCGAGUCUUUCUUCUCCAGGCAUCCUGCGAUGAAGAAGACAAGGGCGAUCUACUUCAAGAUUCUCCUCAUGGCCAGCAUGCUCAUCAUUCUCAUCAUAUUGGGCUUCUUGUCAAUAUACUGGGGAGCACUGUGGAAGACAUUCGCCGCUGUGCAUAAACUUGAGGGUUGGAUCAUAGACUUCGACGGUGGAGAAGUUGGCCAAUAUGUAUCACAGGCGCUGGCGGCCACGAGUGGUCCUCCUGAUACCAUGACAUGGACUGUCAAGUCAGCAAGCGACUUCUCAAACGACACAGAAAGUCUUAUCGAUCUGGUAGUGAAUGAGCAUACUUGGGCGCUUGUCUCCAUCAAUGCUGGAGCUUCGGAUAAACUAGAUGCUGCAGUAGCAGCUGCAGACUCUUCUUACAACGGGUCUCUGGCCGUCACGAUAUAUGUGGAGGAAGCAAGGAACGAGAACUCCUACGCAGAAAUGUUGCACCCUAUAGUUACUGGCCUCAUGGAUUCGAUCGUUCAGCAGCACACAGCGCAAUUCACACAACAAUUGGGAGGCAGUAGCAACAAUCUAAGCAACUUGCUCUCCACAGCGCCAAACGUGGUGUCAAAUCCUGCAUCUUAUACAAUCUACAACACUCGACCUUUCGAUGUUGCAGUAGCUACGGCUGUCGACUUUGUUGGAUUGAUCUACCUUCUCAUCAUAUCUUUCGUCAUCUCGUUGCAAAACUUCGGCGCUCGUGAGGCGACCGGCAUCUCACACCGACUCAACAUGACGUCGCUCAUAUUGUUACGCUUACUGGUUCCCAUUAUCAUGUACUUCUACCUCUCGGCAUUCUUCGCGUUGCUGAGUUUGGCUUUCCAAGUUCCCUUUAGCCGAGUGUUCGGAGCUUCUGGUUUCGUCAUCUAUUGGAUGCUUGCAUGGCUUGGCAUGUGUGCGCUUGGGCUAGCCGUUGAAGCCUUCAUCACGCUACUCACCGCCCGCUUCAUCGCGGUGUUCCUCAUUCUAUGGAUUAUCUCGAAUGUCUCUGUAUCGUUCUUCCCGCUGGACCUUCUACCAGGGGUUUUCAAGUACGGCUACGCUACGCCUUUCUACAACGUUUCUUGCGGUGUCCGCACUAUCAUAUUCAACACAAAGAACAGACUGGGGCUCAACUUCGGCGUCCUAAUCGCAUGGGUCGCAGUAUCCUGCAUCACGAUCACCCUCUUCACAUAUAUAAUCCAACGACGAAAUAUACGACAGCGGGAGGAGAUAUGGCGGAAGGAGGAUGCGCAGAGGGAGAAGGAGGUCGUGGAUGAAGAGGUGUACCCAACUGCAAUGUAGCUCACUUACUGACUUCACUUCUUUUUCUUCCUUCAUCGGAUCAGUUCGUACAGGACUUUGCCUAUCUCUGGAUAUGAAUGGAAUGAACACAUAAUAAUGCC
This is a messenger RNA of Stereum hirsutum FP-91666 SS1, 1613 nucleotides long. RefSeq lists its product as uncharacterized. The transcript has 15 exons. The coding region runs from base 148 to 1512 and encodes 454 amino acids. Gene Ontology annotation, cellular component: membrane. NCBI's taxonomy places the organism in Eukaryota, Fungi, Basidiomycota, Agaricomycetes, Russulales, Stereaceae. The record is from RefSeq and is a predicted model, not a curated record.